GGAAGUGCCCGCCCUGGAGAGACCCUCUGGGAGCGUCUGGUGGCCCGGCCAACCUUCCCAUUUUACGUAUGGGGAGACAGGCCUGGAGACUGAGGUCACUUGGCCAGGGUCGCGCAGUCAGUGAAGGCCGAGCCGGUUCGUAGAACUAGCUCUGGAGUUCCAUUGCUGUUUGGUGCAGCACGGUCCGAGAUGGAAACCGUGGAAAUUGGAGGCGAGGACCUAGCAUUCCAGGCACAAGUGCUUCUCUGGGCUGGGUGUCAUGAAAGGCCUGCUGUCAAGAUGCAGAGCACUGUCCGUCCUGGCCAUCUGCAGCCACCAGCUCUCUGGGUCCAGUCCUCACAGGUUUUACCACUGUGACCCUGAGAGAGGGAAGCGCUUGGUGCUGUCUCGCAUGUUCCAGCCCCAGAACCUUCGGGAAGACCAGGUGCUCUCUCUCGAGGGCACAUCUGGCGACCUGACCUGUAAGAGCCAGAGGCUGAUGCUGCAGGUGGGCCUGAUCCACCCAGCAAGCCCCGGCUGUUACCACCUCCUGCCUUACACUGUGCGAGCCAUGGAGAAGCUCGAGCGGGUGAUAGACCAGGAGAUGCGGGCCAUCGGGGGGCAGAAGGUCAACAUGCCCAGCCUCAGUCCAGGGGAGCUCUGGCGAGCCACCAACCGGUGGGACCUCAUGGGCAAGGAGCUGCUAAGACUUAGAGACAGACACGGCAAGGAAUACUGCUUGGGACCCACUCACGAGGAAGCCGUCACAGCCCUGGUCGCCUCCCAGAAGACAGUAUCCUACAAGCAGCUCCCGUUCCUGCUGUACCAGGUGACAAGGAAGUUUCGGGACGAGCCCAGGCCCCGCUUCGGUCUUCUCCGCGGCCGGGAGUUUUACAUGAAGGACAUGUACAGCUUCGACUCCUCCCCAGAGGCUGCCCGGCACACCUACGGCCUGGUGUGCGAGGCCUACGGCAGCCUGUUCCGCAGGCUGGGGCUGCGGUGCAUCAGGGUCCAGGCGGACGUGGGCAGCAUCGGGGGCACUGCGUCUCACGAGUUCCAGCUGCCGGCCGACAUCGGGGAGGACCGGUUUGCCGUCUGUUCUGGCUGCGGCUUCUCGGCCAACAUGGAGACACUGCGCUGGCUGCAGACUGACUGCCCGUCCUGCCGGGGCCCACUAACUGAGGCCAGAGGCAUCGAGGUGGGGCACACGUUUUACCUGGGCACCAAGUACUCCUCCAUUUUCAAUGCCCAGUUCACUGAUGCCCAGGGCAAGCCGUGCCUGGCCGAGAUGGGCUGCUACGGCCUGGGCGUGACGCGGAUACUGGCUGCUGCCAUUGAGGUGCUGUCCACGGAGGACUGCCUUCGCUGGCCCGGCCUCCUGGCGCCUUACCAGGUGUGCCUCAUCCCCCCGAAGAAGGGCAGUAAGGAGGAGGUGGCCGCCGAGCUCAUGGACCACCUGUAUGACCUCAUCACGGAGGCCCUGCCGCAGCUCCGCGGGGAGGUCCUGCUCGACGACAGGACCCAUCGGACCAUUGGAAACAGACUAAAAGACGCCAACAAGUUUGGCUACCCCUUUGUGAUCAUUGCGGGCAAGAGGGCCCUGGAGGACCCGGCACAUUUUGAAGUUUGGAGCCAGAACACCGGUGAGGUGGUCUUCCUCACCAGAGAGGGAGUCACGGAAUUUCUGAGCCAAGUGCGGGUUGUCUGAAAGCCCCGAGCCACUCCCACCCCAUCCUGCAGCCUUGGUGUUCAUUCUAAUGCUGCCUUUUCCUACACUCCCUUCCAGGGCCGGUCUCUCCAGAAACAAGGCAGCUCAUGGAACGCGGGAGUGUGUUAGGGAAACUGACUUUUAUCCAAUCCUUUGUUUAGACUCUUUGUAUUUCAAGUCGGUGAUUCCAUUCUCUGGGCUGACCUUGCUGCCACAUACCAUUCCUCUUCCAUUCCAGUGUGGAGGCUUCUGUGAGGAGGCAGGGGGGCAAGAAAGAGCUGCUCCUCUUGGCCCUCGGGUGAGUCACUUCCCUUCUCUCGAGUUUCCCAUGCAGAGGGUGGGAGUGGCUGGUGGCCAAGGCCCUCCCAGCUCCAGCACUCUGACCCCUGGCCCCUUGCUGCAUUUUGGUCUGAAGAGCAGGCCCACCAGCCCUGCUCCACUUGGACAAGUCCCUUCUCCUGCUGGGGCCUCAAAUUCCCCAUCUAUGACAUGAGAAAAUGGAACUAGAUCUGUAAAGUCCUUACAACUGUCACCGGUGGGUUCCACAGGAGGUUCAUGACAGGCAGAUCUGGUUCCUCUGAUCCUCCAUAGUCUAAGCUACAUAGAAAGUUGAUAGAAUUAGCUAAUCGCCCAAAAAACCACCCCCAGAGAUGUGGCUCUAUUGAGGUGGCUUAGCGCAGAGAUCCUGUUCUGUUGAUUGAAUAAAGUCAGGCUACUGGGACGAGCCUUGCCUGUUAAUGAACGGUGGUAAGGCCUGCCAUUUUCACUGUGAGCGGCUUCCUACCUGAGACUGUUCUGUCCUUUCUUUUUCUACUACGUCUACACUCUACUCGAACAAAAAAACCCUACCUUUGGUGGCUGGAAGUAUGUUUGAAACCAUUUCUUCCCCCAGAUGGGAGGGAUAGCAGGCUUCAGGUGUCAUGGUGAGCUUGUCCUGGGAGCAGAGCUGGGUCCUAGAGCCACGCCGGGGGCACAUAUCAAGGUGUCUGCCUGAAUUCUGUGGGAAACCAGAAUCAGGCUUGAGCCACCCCAGCAUACUGCACUUCUUGUCUUAGCCAGUUGUCCCACCUGCCAAACAGCUUCCCAGCAGCAUGUUACUGCUCCUGCUGUUACUGCCCAAACACACACCAUCAGGUUUCCUAGUUAAUGUACGUGGCAAGCCCUGAUGGCCCCCAGGCUGACCGCUGGCGCCCUGGGCCUAGCAUUUGGGCCAGGAGAUGCUCAUUCUGAGAGCAAACCUAGAAAGGCUGGAUUGUAAGUUGGGGGACCUUCCCCUUGGCUGCACUUUGGUCCCACCCAGUUCUGGCUAGGGUCUGGGGUGUGGCCUGGGCAUCAUGCAUUUUAAAGCUCCGUAGAUGAUUCUAAUGUGCCGAGUUGAUUCAUGGUUCCCAGCGUACUUCCGGGCAGUGGCCGUCCCUGAGCGGCUUUGUAGCUGAGUGUUUCUUUGAGUAAUUUGCUCUGUACAUUAUCAGAUGAUGUACACUCUCUGCUUUUAAUGGUCUGCUCAUUUAUUUGUUGAGGGACUGCCACAUACCACUGUGCUGUGAGGCACUUUUAUAUAUCAUUUUCAUACCUUAAACUGUGCAAGGUGGGUGCUGUUCUUCUUUUACGGAUGAGGAACCUGAAGCUCCAUUCAGCAACUUGAGGAUGCACAGUAUCAGAACUAGAAUCCGAGUAUUGACCAACACCUACGCCAUUCCCAUUACAACUGCAUGGCCUCUGCCUAGACAAAAGUGAUUUCAGUAAACAAAACUGAAUUAUUUAUGUCUAUCUAAUCGAGUUAGCCCCAGAUAGAUGAGCACGUAGAAUUUGUGCAAAUUGUCUUAAUAUUUUAAAAAAUUUAAUUCUUACUGAAGUAUAGUUGACACACAGGGUUACAUUCAUUUCAGGUGUACAAUAUGGUGAUUCAGUAACUGUACUUGAUGCUCUGCCCACCACAAGUGUAGCCACCAUCUGUCACCAUACACUAUUACAAUGCCGUUGACUGUAUUCUCUGUGCUGUACCUUUUAUCUCUGUGUCCUAUUCCUUCCAUAACUGGAAGCCUGUACCUCCCACUCACCUUUUUUUAAUUUUAAAUUUGUGCCCCAUAAGCUGAUCUAUGGAAGCUGGAGGGCUAGCCUAAUGUAAGCACUUUUUUAAAACCAGGUUUCAGGAAUAGAGAACCAAUUAACUUUAAACUCUUCAUAAAUGUUCGAGUUACAGAAAAGUUUGAGGACGAUACAGAAUCAUGGAAGUUUAGAACAGGAGGACUUGGGGCCCACCUGUCCAUCCCUCCUUUCACAGAUGGGAAGCAAGCCUGGGGUGGGAAUUAACCUGCCACACACCAUCUGACUGGCAGAACACCUGAUUGCAGGCUAAGAGCUGUGUCCCCUAAAUCAGGCUACCUCUGGUCCAUCUUAUUGCUUCAAGAGAAGUCUGGCUAGAUCAGCCUCUGAACUACAAAAGCCUUGUAGGUGUGAAACAGGUGCUGUUCUUUAUUUUCCAAGGGAGACAAAUACAGGGAGUACAGUGACUGGCCCAAAGGCAAGCUGAACGGAAACCCAGGUGUCCUGAUUACUAAGCCAGCGUGUCUUCUAAGAAGCCAGGGUCAGUAUGCUCUGGUGGAAAGACCAGAACCUGGAAGAGACAUAAUCCUAGAUCCACCACUUACCAGGGGUGUGACCUUAGACAAAUUACUUGCCCUUUAUGCGUCUCAGCUUCUUCAUCUGUAAGAUGUGCUCAUGGCAGUGCACCUCCCAGGGGGUUGCCUAAGCUCGCUUACAUGAAAUACUUAACCCUGUGCUGUCAGGAAACACUUCCUUCACACCAGACGACUUAGGAUCUGCUGGUAACGUAGCUCAAGAGCUGGAUCUAGUUUUCUUGAUGUGAUGCUUUAUAACCUUCCUGGGGGGAGCGCCACGAGCAAGAAUUAAGUGACACCCAUGGAAUGGCUCCAUCGCCGUAGAGGAAAGACAGAUACUCAGACCAUGUACCUUACUCUCUCCUGUCUGAAUUUGCCAGUGUUACCUCUUGCUGUAAAUUGAUGAAAUGGGGAUGCUGGCAAAAUAACAGACAUAGGAUGUAUUAUCAUUGCUCAUUCCUUGGGGAGAUCUAGAAGCAACUGGCCGGGAAAUAUUUAGCAGAAUUAAUACUUGGGGACAAAAGCUGGUGCAUAACAAAACCAUUGUGUAAAUCAAGCCUAGAAUGUAAAUCAAGGGCUCCAUUAAUAUUCUGUGUUUUAAUGGAAGCAACACCUGCUGGGCUAUCAAUAAAGACAUUUUGCAGAAA
Molecule: messenger RNA, 4955 nt
Organism: Callorhinus ursinus (northern fur seal)
Lineage: Eukaryota; Metazoa; Chordata; Mammalia; Carnivora; Otariidae
Source: RefSeq, a predicted model, not a curated record